Penaeus chinensis is the source of this 3366-nucleotide messenger RNA. RefSeq names its product pleckstrin homology domain-containing family G member 5-like. NCBI's taxonomy places the organism in Eukaryota, Metazoa, Arthropoda, Malacostraca, Decapoda, Penaeidae. Gene Ontology annotation, molecular function: guanyl-nucleotide exchange factor activity. Gene Ontology annotation, cellular component: axon; endocytic vesicle; plasma membrane. The record is from RefSeq and is a predicted model, not a curated record. The transcript has 13 exons. Gene Ontology annotation, biological process: Rho protein signal transduction; endothelial cell migration. Bases 28 to 2688 code for a protein of 886 amino acids.
GAUCCCUCCGUAAGUAGGUAAGCACACAUGCAACAUAUAUGCAUGCCCAUUCAUGAUGCUAUACUUGGAUUCGCACAUCUAGAAUUAUUACCAUUGAGCGACCACCUUGCUAAGGCGUCCUUCCCCCCACAGGAUCCCAAAAUGGACUCCCUCGUGCAGCAGCUGGACCUGUACAGCCGGCAGGGCAUCCCUCGCCAGCCGCACCUCCUCACCUGCCAGACGCAUCACGGCGACGAAGAGGUGCUGGUGGAGGACAGUUGGCGGACGCUGGUGGAGUCGCACGAGCAGCUCGACGACCGGCAGGAGCAACAGCAGAGCGCCAUCUGGGAGCUGGUGGAGACGGAGGCCACUUAUAUACACAUGCUCAAAGUCAUUACCGAUCUCUUCCUCGCCUGCCUGUGCAACCUGCAGAACGAGUCUCUGCUGUGCGAGAUCGACACGGACAAGCUGUUCAGCAACAUCCAGGAGAUCUACGCGGCCAACCUCACCUUCUGGCGCGAGCACGUGGUGAGGAUGCUGGAGGAGGCGCGCUCCAACCGGCAGCCGCUGGACCCGACCCUGCUCGCCGAGGCCUUCUACAAGUUCGACGAAUUGUUCCACCCUUACACACGCUACUGUUUAGACCAGAGCCUUUGCCAGCAGUACUGUAAGGAAAAGGACCACGACAACGAAUAUUUCAAAAUGUAUCUUGCGUGGUGCGAGACUCAGAAGGAAUGCAACCGACUCAGACUGAUGGACAUCCUCGUUCAACCUAUGCAACGUUUGACCAAAUACUCGCUCCUCCUCAAGGCCAUUGCAAAGAAGACGAACCUCGAGGACCACAGGAUCAGCCUGCAGGAUAUGAUAAGCCACGUGGAGACCUUCGUGUCGAACGUGAACUCGGCGCUGAGACACAAGCACGAGCAGGAGCGCCUUCGAGACAUCGCCAAGAGGAUCGAAUCCUAUGACGCUGUGGAGGCGCGUGACGACGAGCUGGAACGCGUCGUGAGGAACUACUCGGAGCUCAACCUGACGCAGCCCAUGCCCGGCUGUCCCGAGCACCUGCCGCGCCACAUCCUCCACCACGGCGACCUCCGCCUCCGCGACCCGCACACCAAGAUGGACGUCCACGUGUUCCUCUUCACCGACCUGCUGCUCAUCACGAAGGUCACGCAGCGGAAGGCGGAGAAGGUCAAGGUAAUCCGACCGCCGUAUCACGUGGAGCGACUUGUGUUGGUGGAGCUUAAGGACUGCACAUCCAUUGGCCUCGUUUCAGUCAAUGAAUGGAAUGUUGCUGUUGCCGCCUUCACUUUGCAAUGUCCAGACCAACGUACUCACAGAACCUGGUAUGACGCCCUGAAGCGAGCCAAGGAGCAGUACAAGGAGGCCCAGCAGGCGCGGGAUGUCCUGGUGUACGAUGACAUGAGCUCGGUGGGUCACUUGGUGCCUCGCUCGCCGCGGCCAGGCUCCUCCAGGGCGUCUCGCGUGUCCAGCCUCGCGCACUCACACUCGGGAUCCAUAGACCUGAACGACCCUUCCCCGGGAUCAACUCACCAUCCUCCCAGUGUGGACUUGAGUGAGGUGAGAGCAUCCAGUGCCUCCAGUGACGAUUCUGUUGCUCCUGCUGUGCCGGAGAUACAGAGAUCACGCUCACUAGAGGGUGGUGGUUGUGGUGCUAUAUCCCCUCGUCCUGACCGCCGCCCGGCUUUCCCUAAGACCCCUAAUACACUCAGUGUGACGCCUCCCUACUCGACUGGACAGUCACUCCCGAACCUAACUGUAGAGUCGGCCAACUCCCUGCGGGUGCCAGGAAGCAAUGCCACAAAUCCCAAGGCGUUAUCCCCAUGCAAUCGUGGAGUGUCGUACCCACCCCCAUCACCUCGCACUCUCCGCCGCUCAGCCCCUGUUCCGCAGUCUCGCAACCCACCACUGAUUAAGAGCCGUCAUGUGACUUCCAUGGUUGGAAAUCCACAGGAGGCGGAGCAGGGGGACCAGGAGGACCCUGCCAGAGGAGGACCGAGACGUAUUUCUCGCACAGACAGGAUGGACAACAGGCGGUACCACACUGCCGGGGCCAUUGAUGAUAUCAAGAAACAAGACAGCAAAGACACCAGCAUCCACAAACGCCUCUCAUGGAACUACGGUCAGGGCCCACCGCCGACGUCACGUGACCUCGGCAGUGACCAGGGCAAGUUGGGUCGUCAGAAGCACGCCGUCAAAAGCAUCUCGUGCGAGUCUAUGCACAGCUCCUCAGGGGUGUCAUCGACCUCCUCCUUGCACCGGUCAAUGGGCUCCGAACUUGAGGCCCUGGAAAACAUUGAUGACAACGAGCUGGAAGAUGGAGAGGGCACUGUUGUAGAUCUAACAGUAAGUGACUGCACAAGCCUGAAGAUUUCUCCACAUAUAUCUACAACGUACAUCUGCCAUGACACAGACAUUACUCUUGGUGUCUGCUCACAGUACAUCACUCAGCCAAAUAAUGCAACUGAGCCAACUGAAGGUUGUGAAAACCUUGUGAAAAUUGAUGUGUCUGAGACCGACCCUGGAAUCUCCUCUGUCCAGAUCACAGUGACAGAGGGUGCUUCUUCUUCCUCUUCCAACUUGUCCUCCACAACCCCUUCUUCAGAUGGUGCUCCAGGCAAGACAGACGGCUUGAGGAUGAGAGAAAUUCUCUUGAACGACGCUUCGGUUGAAGCCUCGGAUGUAUGAGGCUGGUCAAAUGCAUCCCUACAUGGGACACAUGACACUUCAUCCAGCUGUUACUGCCUCAGCUCCCUAGUGUUGCCUUACAUUAUGGGUAGUCGUUCAGAGGUCAAGAAGAAGAGGAUUGAAAGAUAAUCUAACAGACAUGCCUUCUGCAAGAAGUGAAAGCUUAGAAGAAAACUAAUUUGGUAUUCUCAGAAUACUAAGGAUUGUGACACUUUUGUAAGUGUAUAAAGAGAAACUACGUCAUGAGACACAGAAGUUGCCACUUCUGAAUGUGGACAGCAGUGUUUGUGCUUUGGUUUAAGGGAUGAAAUGAAGUCAGGACCUAAGAAACAUUGUGCAUUAAGUCCCAUUAUCUCAGUGUCACAGAACCAGUGUCACUCCUUCUUUAAUGGACUUACCUGUGCCCUGAAAUCAGCCUUCCAAAGUUGUUACAGCCAACCUGUGUGGCUGACUUUGAUAAACCCAGUGACUUGUGUGACCCUGGUAUUUUUUGUACAUUCCAUCAUUGUGCAGGAUGUAUUUAUUCUCAAUCCAUUCCUUGGAUAUUGGUACCUCUUUUAUGUCCAUGGUUCUGUGGAUUUCAUAAGAUAUGAUUUGGUACCAGUGGAAUGGAUACUUAUAUAUAAAUAUAUAUACAGUAUAUAUACAUAUAUAUCAACAUUAUACCUUUUUGUGAAU